GAGGAGGGACUUGCAGCCCUUUUCUGGUGCUGCCGAGGCGGCGGGCGGCAGAGGGAGGGCAGCCCGGCCGCGCACCCGCUGCUCGGGGGAUGCGAGGCGACCCCCGCGCACCAUGGCCGGGCUCCUGCCGCUGCUGCUGCUCCUGCUGCCGGCGGGACCCGCCUGGGGCUCCAAGGACAAGUGCUUCACCAAGAUGUACACGACGAGCGGGGAGUGCUGCAAAGCCUGCAACCUGGGCGAGGGGGUGGUGCAGCCCUGCGGGGUCAACCAGACCGUCUGCGAGCCCUGCCUGGACAGCGUGACCUACUCGGACACGGUGAGCGCCACGGAGCCGUGCAAGCCGUGCACGCAGUGCGUGGGGCUGCAGAGCAUGUCGGCGCCCUGCGUGGAGUCGGACGACGCCGUGUGCCGCUGCGCCUACGGCUACUACCAGGACGAGCUGAGCGGGAGCUGCAAGGAGUGCCGGGUCUGCGAGGUGGGCUUCGGCCUCAUGUUCCCCUGCAGGGACUCGCAGGACACGGUGUGCGAGGAGUGCCCCGAGGGCACCUUCUCCGAUGAGGCCAACUUCGUGGACCCCUGCCUGCCCUGCACCAUCUGCGAGGAGAACGAGGUGAUGGUGAAGGAGUGCACGGCCACCUCCGACGCCGAAUGCAGAGACCUCCACCCUCGCUGGACAACACACACCCCAUCCCUGGCGGGCUCCGAGAGCCCCGAACCCGUCACCAGGGACCCCUUCAACACCGAGGCCAUGGCCAGCACCCUGGCAGACACCGGCACCACCGUCAUGGGCAGCUCGCAGCCCGUCGUGAGCCGCGGCACCGCCGACAACCUCAUCCCCGUCUACUGCUCCAUCCUGGCGGCCGUGGUGGUGGGGCUGGUGGCUUACAUCGCCUUCAAAAGGUGGAACAGCUGCAAGCAGAACAAGCAAGGGGCCAACAACCGCCCGGUGAACCAGACGCCCUCCCCGGAGGGGGAGAAGCUGCACAGCGACAGCGGCAUCUCGGUGGACAGCCAGAGCCUGCACGACCAGCAGCCAAACAGCCAGGGCACGCAGGGGCCAGCCCCCAAGGGAGACGGGAGCCUGUACGCCAACCUGCCGCCGGGCAAGCAGGAGGAGGUGGAGAAGCUGCUGAGCAGCUCGGCCGAGGAGACGUGGAGGCAGCUGGCCGGGGAGCUGGGCUACAAAGAGGACCUCAUUGACUCCUUCACGCGGGAGGAAUCGCCCGCCCGCGCCCUCCUGGCCGACUGGUCCUCCAAGGAGACGGCCACCCUCGACGCCCUCCUGGUGGCCCUGCGAAAGAUCCAGCGCGGGGACAUCGCCGAGAGCUUGUACAGCGAGUCCACCGCCACCUCGCCCGUCUGAAGGGCGGCCCGGGGGGGAGAGGCACUGCCGGGGGCCCCGUGUCCGGCCACCCCCUCGCCUCUCCCCUCCCUGGCACCGAGACCCCUGGAGAGGAGGGUGGGAAGGAAGCGAGGGCUCCCCGGGCCCCCCAGUUUUACGGCCCUCUAUGCACUGAGCUCCUGGUUUCAGUAUCGCCCCCUCCCACCGCCGACCCCCCCCGGCAGCCCCUGACCCAGCCGGGCUCUGUCCCACUCCUCGCCUGCUGCCGGAGCAUCCUUGAGGGCAGCUGGGCGAGCGCAGGGACGAGCACCACUCUCAGGUCUCUCCUCUUCUCUCUUCUUCCAGCCCCUUCCCUGUCCUCCUCGGGGCUCUGGGUCUCUCCCUCCUGCCCUUUCUCCUCGCCCCAUGCUGCUGUUCUCUUCCUCUCCCCUCCACCGCCCUGAAAUUCCUCCUCUUCCCCCAAACCGCGAGCAAAGGGCAGGGCUGGGAUGGGCACAGCGAAGCGGAGCCGCUGCUGCGGGAUUUGGGGAGGGGGCUGGUCCCUUAGCUGGGCUGUGCAACUGGGGGGUGGGCUGGGGGAAAGGACUUGGCUUCCAGCAGCCCAACCUACACUGUGAAAUUUGGGGUGCGCUCCCUGGGGCCGGCAGCUUUUGGCCUGGGUGGGGAGCAGCCACCAAAUGCUGGGGACAGCCCCAAAAGGGGAGCAGGUGUCCGGGUGCCACCACCCUUGCACCAGUGCCAGGGGUGCUGGAGCUCCACAGGGGGGGACCCCAAAAGUCUAAAGGGCUGACAAAAGUGCCUGCCUGCAGCGGGAACACGACAAAAGGGCUUUGCUCAUCCUCCCCUCGGCACGAAUCCUGGCAUCCCCGCGCUGCACACCCCAGGAGCAAAGCCACCCUGGUGCGAUUGCACUGUCCCCUUGCACAGGGCUGGCAAUCGGGGGGGGGACAGCUCCUCCUCAAGACCCCAUACUGGGCCUGUACCUGCCCCGGACUGGUGGCACUGGGGUCCCAACCCUUCUAGCUCACACAUCAACCCCCCCCUCCUGGCACUCAGUGAGGCUGCAGAAGGAGCAGCUGCCAGGUGAGCACCCAGGGCUCCUUUUGAGCUGCCGCCGGCCAGCACAGCCCUGGAGGAUGUCCCCCAAAACGGGGCAGCUUUGCCACCUCCCUCGCCUGGAGGUUUUUUUUGCAGAGCAAGGACUGCAAGGUGAGCUCACGCCACGCAGGAGCCGGGUACGGCUGAGCCUCCAGCCUUCCCCUUUAGCCUCCUGCUUCAGCCAGAAACCUCACCGAGCGCAGGAGGAGAUUUUCCUUCCCUCUUCAAGGAGCUAAGCAAGACUUGUAAAUAAUUCCGCCUUGUUUUACUAAUGCUCGAUGUUUCUACGUGUGAUGGGGUGAUGGUGCCCGCCCCAACCCCUCUGCUCGGCCACCCCGGGCUGCUCGCUCCUGGCUUCCCACCUGCAGGCUGAGCUUUCCUCUUCUUGCAGCCCCUUCCUCGUUCCCACCUCGCCUCUGGCCUUAAAGACUUGAUGGAGAAGUGGGGAAACGCGCGCGUGCUCGCUCCAAAAACCACCGCAGCGGGUCCGCGAGGAGCUUGGGGACACCGAGGGGUUUGGCUGGUCCUGGUGGAGAGCUCGGUGCCCUGCAGCCUGUUUCUGCCUGAAGAUCAGGAGGUAAUGCUGGACUGUGGGGGUGACGGAGCACUGGAACUGGGCUCCAUCCUUGGAGAGCUCCAAAAGCCGCCUGGACACGGUCCUGGGUGCCCUGCUCCGGGUGGUCCUGCUGGAGCAGGGCUUGGAGAGAUGGGCCCAGAGGUCCCUGCCCAAUUCACCCAUUCUGGGAUCCCGCGAGGGGGCCUGGAGCCAACAUUGGUGGAAACUCAACACCCGAUCCCAUAAAAGCUUUUGGAAACUUUGCUCCCUGGGUUUUGGAAGAUAAAAAUGCCCGGGCUGCGUUUGGAUCAGGCUGGGAUGUCGAGCACCUCCUGCCCUGGCGCGAAGCAGCUGUGCACCAAGAGCACUGAAAUCCAAGGAAAACACCCCAAAUUUGACUCUGGCUUGCAAGCCCCCAGCUGGGGGUGCCAGCUCCUUCCAGACCGAGCCAUCCCCAGGGAUGCUUUGGGAUGAACUCAAGUGUUGGUUACCGUGAUGUGGUUUCCCUCGGUCCCUUCUUUUGGUGAAGCGACUCGAAGCGAGCGCCCGUGCUGGGUUCUGCCAACUCCUCCUCAAAAACCUGCCCGGGUGAGCCUGGCUGAGCCACCCGGGAUGCACCGUGCCAGAUGCAAAUCGCUUUUCUUCAGGACAAUAUCGCCAUGGUCUCAGGUUUCUAUUGCCAUAGCAAGGGGUCCUUUCCUCGCCCUUCGACCGAGCCUUGCGGCUGAGGAAACGGAGACAAACUCAGCAUCCAAAGAGAAGCCGCGGGACGCCUCAAAUCCCUGGUUGCAGGAAAACUAAUAAUAAUAAUAACUUAAAAAAAAAAAAAAAAAAGGAGGGAAAACAAGCCAAAGUUAAUGCUCGUCGGUACGUUUUGUGUCCUUUUCUAAUGUUUCUGUUGUACAAAGACCGUGUGUUUUCUCCACUUGUUCCCCCACUCCCCCUGUGAUACCAACGCCGAUUUAUUAGAGGUUUGUGGUGAAGGAUUUGCCGUUGUAGAAGGAGUUUGUGGGGGUGCCGGGAGGGGUGCGAGCAGCAUGAGGUGGGAGGGAUCCUGCACGGGGGCUGGCGGGGCGCGGGGCCGGCUCGGUGGGUAGCUAUCCUUGUGUAUCGGUCGGAUGCCAAUAAAGAGCAUCACAGCGUC
Messenger RNA from Anas platyrhynchos (mallard), 4140 nucleotides. RefSeq names its product nerve growth factor receptor (gene NGFR). The record is from RefSeq and is a predicted model, not a curated record. Gene Ontology annotation, biological process: Rho protein signal transduction. Gene Ontology annotation, cellular component: plasma membrane; cell surface. Gene Ontology annotation, molecular function: death receptor activity; coreceptor activity; nerve growth factor binding. NCBI's taxonomy places the organism in Eukaryota, Metazoa, Chordata, Aves, Anseriformes, Anatidae.